Knipowitschia caucasica is the source of this 711-nucleotide messenger RNA. The record is from the annotation of a GenBank genome assembly. NCBI's taxonomy places the organism in Eukaryota, Metazoa, Chordata, Actinopteri, Gobiiformes, Gobiidae.
AUGAGUUACACAGGGGAAAUUAAGAACGGCUCUCAGGCCGUGACGGGGUUCUUUGCCAGCAGGCUCGCGCACCCCUUUGUUCUUUUGUCCAACCUAAUGGCCGUCAAUAACUGCGAAACGCCAAAGGAGGAAAGUUGGAAAGAGCAGUUAAAACGAGAGAUAAUGGAGGAUGUUAAGGUCCAAAUGAAAAGCCUUGCUUGGGAAAUUGUGGCGGAGCUCAAACCUGUGGUUCAGCCCAACACUCCCACUUCAGCAACUUCCCGCCAACGGUGGUACAAUGAGCGCGAUGACCAAGGCCCAGAACUGCCCCCAGAAGUUGGAGACCUGAGCGAUCGGGCAGACCUAACGGCGCAACAACGGGAGCAGCUACGCACCCUACUGGCCAAGUGGGAGAAAGUGUUUGCCCAACAUGAGGAUGAUUUUGGAAGGACCAACCUCGUGCAACACAAAAUUCCAACUGGAAACUCCGCCCCCGUCAGGGAGAGGUACAGGCUCAUCCCACCCUUGUUAUACAAGGAAGUAAAGUCACUGCUUGUGGGCAUGCUGGAACAAGGGGUGAUCAAGGAAAGUUGCAGUCCCUGGGCAGCUCCUAUAGUUCUGGUCUGCAAUAAAGAUGGCACUUGGCGCUUCUGCAUGGACUAUAGGAAGCUAAAUGCGGUCACGCACAAGGACGCCUUCCCUUUACCCAGAAUUGAGGAAACACUGGUCUGA